AUGGAAGAAAAUAAAGAGGAAGCGCUUAAGGCGGUAGAGAUUGCUGAGAAGAAAUUUUCUCAGAGGGAUUUUGAAGGUGCGAAAAACUAUGCUUUAAAGGCGAAAACUCUUUGUCCUGAGUUGGAUGGUGUAUCUCAAAUGGUGGCGACGUUUGAAGUUUAUUUUGCUUCUGAGUUUAGACAUAAUGGGAAGCUUGACUAUUAUUCGGUUCUUGGACUGAAACCUACUGCAGAUGAAGCGGCUGUUAAAAGAAAGUACAAGAAGUUGGCAGUGUUGCUUCAUCCAGAUAAGAACAAAUGUGUUGGAGCUGAUGGGGCGUUUAAGCUUGUUUCCGAGGCGUGGACUUGUCUCGACAAUGCCAUGCGUAGUUCUUAUGAUCUCAAGAGAAGUUAUUCUUCUGUUGUUCAGGCUACAGGUUAUAACAACUGUUCCAAUAUGCCGCCAAACUCUUCUAGUAAACUCGACACCUUUUGGACAAUCUGUACCGCUUGUAAGGUUCAGUAUGAGUAUAUGCGCAAGUAUGUGAAUAAAAAACUCUCUUGUAAGAACUGCCGUGGCGUUUUUAUUGCUGUUGAAACUGGUGCAGCCCCUGCAAAUGGUUCAUUUCCGUAUCAACCUAGGCCAUAUGUGCCAGGAAAUGGGUUUGGAAGUCAAUCAAUUGACGGAAUGGGCUCUGCUGGUUUUAUCCAUCAAAAUGGAUCGCCUACUGCUCUACCUGCGGGUUCUGUUCAUCAGGUCAAUGGAAAUGCAAAGAGGGGAAGACCAAAAGUCAAACCAGAAGUAGCUAAUGGAAGGCAUCCUAUGGCGGAGACCAUGGUCAACAUAAACUCACAUGUAUCGUUCUCGUGUAAUGAACUGCAUGAAGUUAAGCUAGGUAGACCUGACAAGAAACGUAAACUUACGGUGGCAGCCAGUUUCAGAAACGGAUAUGAUGAAAAAGGAUCAAAAUGUGCUUCAGAUGCAGUAGUGUCAAAUGGAAAUGAUAGUGUUGGAAAUAGCAGACCUGGCCAGAAGCUUUCCGGUGUAAAUGAAGUUCAAACCAAACACUGUUUCACUCCACCUGCAUUUGACGCGAGGAAGUUAUUGAUUGAGAAAGCCAGGACAGUAAUUAAGAAGAAACUCGAAGAAAUGAAGUUGUCAUCCGAAGCUGCAGUUCAAAAAGAAAAAGAAAAAGAAAAGGCGCAACUUCCGAAUGUUGUUUGUCAAGUCAAAAGAGAGACAUGUAGGAAAGCACCUCCGAAUGUUGUUUCCGGUCUUUCAUUUGAACGCGGGAAAGCCAAUCCGAUCUCAAUAACUGUCCCGGAUUCUGAUUUUCACGACUUCGACAAAGAUAGGACAGAGGAAUGUUUCCAGCCAAAGCAAGUAUGGGCCUUAUAUGAUGAAGAAGAUGGAAUGCCGCGAUUGUAUUGUCUGAUCCGCGAGGUUAUAUCUGUUAAUCCUUUUAAGAUCCAUAUCAGUUACUUAAAUUCCAAAACUGAUACCGAGUUUGGCUCAGUAAACUGGCUUGAAUCAGGUUUUACCAAAUCUUGCGGAAAUUUCAGGGCUUGGACUUCAGAUAUUGUCGACCAAGUCAACAUAUUUUCUCAUGUUCUAAGCCGCGAAAAGGCUGGUCGAGGUGGUUGUGUCCGCAUAUAUCCAAGAAGUGGAGAUAUUUGGGCUGUUUAUCGAAAUUGGUCACCAGAUUGGAACCAUUCUACACCUGACAAAGUAAGGCAUGAAUAUGACAUGGUGGAGGUGCUGUAUGAUUACUCUGAGGAUCUUGGUGUCUGUGUUACUCCCCUUAUCAAGUUAGCUGGAUUCAAAACAGUAUACAAAAGGAAUCCUGACCAAAGUGCCGAAAGAUGGAUACCGAGAAGAGAAAUGGUACGCCUUUCACAUCAAGUUCCUUCUUGGUUGCUGAAAGGGGAGGAAAGCAAAUUGCCGGAUCGGUGUUUUGAUCUUGAUCCAGCUGCAACUCCGGACGAGCUUCUUCAUACUGCUGCUACAGAAGCAAAAGCUUUGUAG
This is a messenger RNA of Vicia faba (fava bean), 2004 nucleotides long. The record is from the annotation of a GenBank genome assembly. Lineage: Eukaryota; Viridiplantae; Streptophyta; Magnoliopsida; Fabales; Fabaceae.